AUGCCUCGCUCCUUCCUGGUGGACUCGCUAGUGCUGCGCGAGGCGGCCGAGAAAAAGGCGCCCGAGGACAGUCCGCCGCCGCUCUUUCCGUACGCGGUGCCUUCGCCGCACGCACUGCACGGCCUCUCCCCGGGCGCCUGCCACGCGCGCAAGGCCGGGCUGCUGUGCGUGUGCCCGCUCUGCGUCACCGCCUCGCAGCUGCACGGGCCCCCCGGGCCGCCGGCGCUGCCUCUGCUCAAGGCGUCCUUCCCGCCCUUCGGCUCGCAGUACUGCCACGCGCCCCUGAGCCGCCAGCACUCGGCCGGGCCCCCUGGGGUAGCUCACGGCCCCGCCGCCGCCGCCGCCGCCGCAGCGCUCUACCAGACCUCCUAUCCGCUGCCCGACCCCAGGCAGUUCCACUGCAUCUCCGUGGACAGCAGCUCGAACCAGCUGCCCAGCAGCAAGAGGAUGCGCACCGCCUUCACCAGCACUCAGCUGCUGGAGCUGGAGCGCGAGUUCGCCUCUAACAUGUAUCUGUCCCGCCUGCGCCGCAUCGAGAUCGCGACCUACCUGAAUCUGUCUGAGAAGCAGGUGAAGAUUUGGUUCCAGAACCGCCGGGUGAAGCACAAGAAGGAGGGCAAAGGCAGCAACCACCGCGGCAGCGGCGGAAAUGCGGGUACCGGCGGGGGCGCACCGCAAGGCUGCAAGUGCGCCUCGCUAUCAGCCAAAUGCUCAGAGGAUGACGACGAAUUGCCCAUGUCUCCGUCUUCUUCGGGGAAAGACGACCGAGAUCUCACGGUCACUCCCUAG
Messenger RNA from Pteronotus mesoamericanus, 789 nucleotides. It is a transcript of the gene GSX1, whose product is annotated as GS homeobox 1. NCBI's taxonomy places the organism in Eukaryota, Metazoa, Chordata, Mammalia, Chiroptera, Mormoopidae. The coding region runs from base 1 to 789 and encodes 262 amino acids. Gene Ontology annotation, cellular component: nucleus. Gene Ontology annotation, biological process: regulation of DNA-templated transcription. The transcript is spliced from 2 exons. The record is from RefSeq and is a predicted model, not a curated record. Gene Ontology annotation, molecular function: sequence-specific double-stranded DNA binding; DNA-binding transcription factor activity, RNA polymerase II-specific.